Anarrhichthys ocellatus (wolf-eel) is the source of this 2540-nucleotide messenger RNA. Its product is annotated as adenosine receptor A2b. Gene Ontology annotation, molecular function: G protein-coupled receptor activity. NCBI's taxonomy places the organism in Eukaryota, Metazoa, Chordata, Actinopteri, Perciformes, Anarhichadidae. Gene Ontology annotation, cellular component: membrane. Bases 130 to 1278 code for a protein of 382 amino acids. The transcript has 2 exons. Gene Ontology annotation, biological process: G protein-coupled receptor signaling pathway. The record is from RefSeq and is a predicted model, not a curated record.
UGUCGCCACCCAGCCCUAAUUGCACCAGGUGUGCCUCUGAUUGUCGAGGUAAACGGCUACAAGCAGCUGCAGUGCUGCUUUCGAGCGUAACCCCAAACCUUUGCGUCUUCCAACGGAUUUGUUUGCCUCAUGUGCUUUAUGUUUUGGUCGCGACCAUGCCACUGUGAGAAAAAAAAAAAGAUGUAUUCAACGCUUAACUUCUCAACUUCAGCCGACUCCACCCUGUCAGGUGUUGACCCUCAGAGACUGCAGGAGCUGACUCACCGGUCCGUCAAAGUAAGCAUUAUUAUCGUUUUGGGCGUGAUGAUCACUUUGGGAAAUAUUGCAGUUCUCCUGGUUAUUACUUCCUCCGUGGCUGGCUGGUCAAGAAACUCUCGGUACUUUCUCCUCUCUCUCACUGCUGCAGACUCUGCGUUUGGACUGCUGGUCAUGCCCUUGAAUCUCUGGGUGAGUCUGCUAAAGGACUACACCGAAGGGCCAGAUGCGCUUUGUCACGUCGUGGCCUUUUGCAAUGCCACCGUCUACUCCACCUGCAUGUAUUCACUGGCCACGAUAAGCCUGGAGAGGUACGUCGCGGUGUUUUACCCGCUGCAAUAUUCAUCUCUGAUGACAAGAAAAAGGACACUGCUCCUGAUCGCGUUCGCCUGGUGCUUCCCUCCCUUUCUACUGUCGCCAAUAUCAUUUCCAGAUGGUAUUAUCGAGGUUCAUUUUUCAAAUGCAUCCCUGGUCUGCAAUCCGUCCUACUCCACAAAUGUUGGAUACUCCCUAAGCUUGACAUGCUUUAUAUUUUUCCCCUGCUCCAUCAUCAUGACAUACGCAAAUCUGAGAGUGUGGUGCGCGGCAAAGAGGCAGAGGCUGAAACUGCGCAAAUACGACUGUGCGCGUCGCAGGAGACACAAUGUGGCAUCCAGAGUGCUUGUGCCUGUGAUGGCAGCCUACUACACCUGUUGGACACCCUGCAUGGCAGCUAUGAUCUACAAUGCAGUCUCGGGCAGCAGCGCACCAGAGUGGAUUGAGUUCGUGGUGGUAUGGCUGCCGACCUCCAAUGGUUUCCUCAACUGCAUCUUCUACUUCUGGGUAAACCGAAGCUUCCGCAGGAAAUUCCACCUCGUCCUCCAAAGGCUGGCUCUGGCCUUCUGCCCAAAACUGGCCGACACCCUCGGAUGCCGCAGCACUUCAAAGACACAUUUUGUGUCCGGAAUUCUGGAUGAUAACAACAGUGUCUAUGAGCGUUCUUCCAGUGUAUCCUCCACCUGCACCCUGUUGAGUUUGGCUUAGGAUGUCCGCACCAGAAGAGCACCACUGGCAUGGUAAGAGACAUCGUCGGUGACCUCUGUGCUGUCUUGUAUUGUCCGCCUGAGCAGGUCAACUGACGUCAAAUUAUUGACAUAUCUCUAAGUAAGGUAUCAUUGGUAAGAUGUGGGUCACAUGGGUUGCAAUGCAGACAGAUUGGCACUAAAACAGGCUAUCAUGACAAGUACUUGAAAUAACCACUGCACAGUCUACAUCAUUGUGAUUUGAGUUAUUGAUGAUUGUAUAUUUUUCUUUUUUUUUUUAAACAAUGUUCAGUUGAGUGGAACAUGGGCUCAAUUUAUAACUUAUUUGGAUUUUUGUUUUGUUUUACCCAUGCACACAGAUUUGACAUACCAAGAUUUGAUUCAUUGUCAGAGACGGCAUCUUAAACCACCUUUUAGUUGUUUUAGUUGUCAGCCUUGUCUGUGCCCCAGAAUUGCCUACCAUUAUUUUGCAUACAGAUAUAUAACUAAUCUUUUAUUCGUGUCAGCUGUUGUGUAUUUAGACUUGUUGCUUAGGUCAACAUAUUUCACCUCAGACAUUUGAGGUUAGUCAAUUGGAUUGUCACAAGAAACUGAAAUUUAGACUCUUAUUCAUAUGACAAAUUUGUGAACUAACAUCACUAUCCAAUUACAAAAGCUUAGAAAGAUUAAAGCCAUCAAACUCUCCUUCAAUUUAAACAGUGCGUCGAAGACCUUGGCAUACAACAGCUGGGAGAAGUUAACCUUUAAGUCACGGCAUUUCAGUGUAUGCAAGGAGAAAACUAAUUAUGCAGCUACACUGGAGAAAGGUCACCACAUUUGUGCCGGAAAGAGAGAACUUGGGUAACUUCUGAGGCUGCGGUUGUUUAUUUUAAGAUAUUAAGUCCAAGAUCAUCCUCUCAGUAUCUUCUAACGCAGUAUGGACUCAACUUGGCAAUGCCAAUGACAUGUUCUUCACUGAAUAGAGUUAGCUGUCAUGGUGAAGAUUGAUUUAGAUUUAAAGUUGAUCAGGAGUAAGAGUCUUUCCAAAAACAUUCAAAGAAACUGAAAUUCAGAAACAUUUUAUGCAACUUAUUUUAGCCUUUGGUUGUCCCCAUCAUUCAUGUUUGUACAUAUGCAAAUGUGUUAAGCAUCAGAAGGUCUGUCACUAAAUCAUGCAAUAAGAUACCCAACUUAAUAAUGACCUUUGUAUGUAUACAUUUUGUUGUGUUUCUAAAUUCCUAAUUUUAUAAAGAAUGAACAAAUGACAAUUAAUAAUGUAUUGGU